Molecule: messenger RNA, 1800 nt
Organism: Sorghum bicolor (sorghum)
Lineage: Eukaryota; Viridiplantae; Streptophyta; Magnoliopsida; Poales; Poaceae
Product: pentatricopeptide repeat-containing protein At2g30780
Exons: 2
Coding region: 39-1268 (409 amino acids)
Molecular function (GO): protein binding; mRNA binding
Source: RefSeq, a predicted model, not a curated record
UAGGCCCGUUUCCAGUUUCCACCGCGACCAGUGAGUCGAUGGCUAUCGCCGCCGUUCGCCGGCGCUUGUGGCGCGGGCUGGGGACUGCGGCCGCCGCCGUGGCCUCGGGGACGGACGGGAAUCUGCUCGCUCGCCUGGUCUCGGAGCCGGAGUGCCGCGUCAAGGCGACCAUGGAGGAGGCUGCCUCCUCGGGGACCCACCGAGACGGCGCCUUCUGGGAACCCCUCGCUGCCGCGCUCCUCCGCGCGUCGUCUCCGACCAAGGCUCACCUCAUAUUGGAGUGGGAACUAGAGAAGCUGCUGAAGGAAAACAUUCAAGAUUGCGAGCCCUACUCGAGGAUAAUCCGUUUCUGUGGUCAGACAAGGAAUGCAACGCUUGCAAUGAGAGUUUUCGAAUGCGUGGAGGCGAAGGGAAUCCAGCUGAACACUAACAUUUUCAAUGCCCUUAUUAAUGCUUUCUUGUCAGCCGGUGACCUCCUUUCUGCAAUGACCUUAUAUGAGAGUAUGGAAGACAUGGAUGGUUGCAAUCCCAACUCAGCUACAUAUGAUGCAUUCAUCUGUGCAUUUUCGCUGCUUGGAAGUGGCCAUGCUAUGAUGAGCUGGUAUGUAGCUGCAAAGAAUGCUGGGUUUACGCCAAGUAUUCAAACUUUUGAAUCUUUGAUCACAGGGUUUGUUCAGUUGAACAUGCUAGAUGAUGCCAAAACAAUUUUUGAGGAAAUGAUUGCCUUGGAGAUUAAGCCAAACUCUACUAUUUUGGAGGCCAGUCUUGAGAUUCUCUAUAGAAAGGAGGAGGCCAGCAGAGUCAGAGACUUUUUAAAACGUGUAAGUGAUGGCAAUUGGGAGUUGAACAAAGCUAUAGUUGUGAGGUUGACAAGAAUAUGCCUAGAUGGAGGGGAAAUAGAUGAAAUGGAGCAGCUACUUGCCCUAAUACAAAAGGGACCACACUUGAGUUCUGAAACACAACUGCACCAUGGAAUUAUCAGGUUCUAUGCUAAGGCAGAUCAAUUGGCAGAUAUGGAGCAUGCGAUUUACCGGAUGUUGGACAACGGUGUGGUGUUUAUGUGCCCAGAGGAUGUUGAGGUCAUAAUCUGUUCUUAUUUUCGUCACAGGGAGUUUGAUAGGUUGGAUCUCUUCUUGAAUCGCAUCCGAAAUUUGUUCAAGCUCAACAGGUCUACAUAUGAUAUAUUGGUUGCAGGAUACCGAAAGUUUGAUUUACAUGAAAGACUUGAUUCAACCAUAGCUGAUAUGAGGGAAGCUGGAUUUGCAUGAGCUCACAAAGAACUAUCUGUGCACCAUGACUUUCCACAGUAAUACUUUCAGAAUCCUUAAGUGCAUCAAGCCUGGAAAACAAAAUCCGGGGUUGAUUUUUUUUUAAGUUCAGUUCAAAAUUGUUUGAUCAGUUCUAUGUUUGACAUGGAAAAUAUCUCGGAUUCAGAUGAAUGAUCAUGUUAGGCUAUUGACUUUGCAUGUGUGCAUGUGAGAAGCAUGAAGUUACAUGGAUGCUGGGCUCAGGUUGAAGAAGGUUUUACAUAGAAAGAUCAAUGAGGGGUUCAUUGAGAACUCAAGAAAAUCUAGUCACUUGUCAUCUAGUUAUGUACUGUAAUAUAGGUAUAUCGAUGCCCCAGGUGGUAGCAUGUUUCACCAUUUUGCUUGUGUUCUUCAUUGAGAUAACCCAUUUUUGAAACUCUGAUUCCAGAAUAUAAAUAAAUUUCUUGCAUCCUUCUCCAGUCCUGUAUUGUGCACUGUACAGUGUUCAACAAACACUUACAAAUUUUGCUUUAAGAUGGCAAGAUACAAUACA